AUGGGAACGAUUUUUGAGUUGUCGCCGACAGAUUUGCACUCUUUGGCGGCGACACUCAGGCCAAAAAUGUCCCAGGGCGACGUUGGAGAUGUUGCCGGAUUGCAGUCCAAGGUUAAAGUCCCAUACAGGCUCUUGACUUUAAAUUUCCAAUGUUGGAAGGUUGGCGACCAGGGCUGCACGGAAGAGAAAUUUAAGUGAAAGGAACAAAAAGUUUUUUGGAGAAGACGGAAUUCCGUGCAACUCUGCUGGGGACGUUGCGGAAAACUUUCAACAUAAAACUAUUCAAAAUAAGGAUCUUUCGACUUCAAACUGGAGCUUUCCGCACUUGAGAGUUUUCAAACUGGCUACUUUAAAGUUGAUUGGACGAUUUGGCAAAAAAAAAUUUCUUCUUCAAGCUUGGAUCGAUGGAGUUUUAACCAUCAAGCAUCACCAUUAUAUCAUCAUCAGUGUUAGAGAACUUCAAAAAACGCGUUUCACAGUUCGACCUUCAGUAAUCAACUCAGGUCACCGAGUGGCUGCUUCUGAACGGCUUGUCCACCCUCCACAGAUGGACGCGCAACGACGUCGGCUGGGAGAUUCCGAAGGCCGCAGAGGACUGCUCGUCCUGCCAGCAGUUCAAAACGCGUCACAAAUGUAACAGUCGAGGGAAAGCUCAAAAGAGAGGAAGGACUUGCAGACAUGCCGAAAGCGAUCGUCGAACAACCCAAGACGCCGACGGUGGAGAAGCCGCCAUUGUUGGUCACCUUCGACAUGAAGAGCAACGAGGUCGGACCUUCGAGGUGGACGAAGGCUCCUUCGACCGUUCGCAAGUUCUUCUUGCAGCACUGCGCGGAAGUACUACGAGACUCCCGGGGACUGCGCGACGUCGUGCGGAGAGUGCUGUCUCAAGCCGUUGGUCGACUGCUUCGCCAUCUGGCGGGUCUGCUGCUUCUGCUGUCGAGGAUGA
Caenorhabditis auriculariae is the source of this 946-nucleotide messenger RNA. Lineage: Eukaryota; Metazoa; Nematoda; Chromadorea; Rhabditida; Rhabditidae. The record is from the annotation of a GenBank genome assembly.